Tripterygium wilfordii is the source of this 1979-nucleotide messenger RNA. Its product is annotated as chaperone protein dnaJ A6, chloroplastic-like. Gene Ontology annotation, biological process: response to heat; protein refolding. The transcript is spliced from 8 exons. Gene Ontology annotation, molecular function: heat shock protein binding; ATP binding. Bases 285 to 1619 code for a protein of 444 amino acids. Gene Ontology annotation, cellular component: cytoplasm. NCBI's taxonomy places the organism in Eukaryota, Viridiplantae, Streptophyta, Magnoliopsida, Celastrales, Celastraceae. The record is from RefSeq and is a predicted model, not a curated record.
AUUCGUUGCAAUGAUUCGUCGAUCAGUUAAAAAGAUCGACGGUGGAGAGCCAGGUCUCGUACUCUACAGCUAGGGCCUUCUAGAACAGCGAAUCGUAUCCAACUAUUCACCAGAUUUUCUUCUUCUCCAGUAGGAAACAUCUCCCUGUUCUUUCCUGCUCGUGCGCCUCUCUCUGAUUUCCCUCUCCCGCUUUUGAGAGAGAGAGAGCGAAGCGACAUAGCAUCGACAACGAACAGUCCACGGAAGGCCAUCAGCUGUGAAUUUGUAUACUGAAAAUUUAUUGGAUGGCCAUUAUCCCUUGUGGAAACACGUCAGUAGCUCAAUGGGGUAUUUGUCCUCAAUUUAUGCUGAGAUCCUGUCUUGCCAACAGGAUAGCGAUGCCCCUGAACUGUAUUUCCAACAAAAUGAGCUUUUUGGGGGCGUCGGGUUCAAGCUUGUUUUCACGUGACUCCUUUCCAGUGUUAUCUUUUAUUGGGUCAUCUCGAUCUUCUCAUCAGCAGAGAGGAUCACGAUUUAUUGUUCGAGCUGAUGCGGAUUUCUACUCUGUCCUUGGUGUAUCAAAAAAUGCAAGCAAACCUGAAAUUAAAAGUGCUUAUCGGAAACUAGCAAGGAGUUACCAUCCAGAUGUCAAUAAAGAUCCUGGUGCAGAAGAGAAGUUCAAGGAAAUCAGUAAUGCAUAUGAGGUUUUGUCUGAUGAUGAGAAACGAUCUUUGUAUGACAAGUAUGGAGAGGCUGGACUUAAGGGGGCUGGCAUGGGCAUGGGGGAUUUCAGCAAUCCUUUUGAUUUGUUUGAGUCUUUGUUUGAGGGCAUGGGAGGUAUGGGUGGCAUGGGAGGCAUGGGCGGUAGAGGUUCCAGGAGCAGAGCAGUUGAUGGCCAAGAUGAAUAUUACAGCCUUGUUUUAAAUUUCAAGGAAGCAGUUUUUGGAGUAGAAAAAGAGAUUGAAAUAACUCGACUCGAGAGCUGUGGUACUUGCAAUGGUUCUGGUGCAAAACCAGGGACAAAGCCAUCUACAUGCAGUACAUGUGGUGGGCAAGGCCAGGUUGUCUCAUCGGCAAGAACUCCGUUAGGUGUCUUCCAGCAAGUAAUGACAUGCUCCUCAUGUGGUGGGACAGGGGAGAUUUCUACGCCAUGCAACACUUGUUCCGGAGAUGGACGGGUGAGAAGGACAAAGCGUAUUAGUCUGAAGGUGCCAGCCGGUGUGGACUCUGGUAGCCGUUUAAGAGUCCGAUCUGAAGGUAAUGCUGGAAAGAAAGGAGGGUCUCCUGGUGACCUGUUUGUGGUUAUUGAAGUGAUCCCAGACCCAGUCCUAAAACGUGAUGACACGAACAUAUUAUACACCUGCAAGGUAUCAUAUGUAGAUGCAAUCUUGGGGACAACAGUCAAAGUGCCAACAGUUGAUGGAAUAGUUGAUUUGAAGAUCCCGGCUGGAACCCAGCCAAAUACCACACUUGUAAUGGCGAAGAAAGGUGUUCCGGUGCUGAAUAAAAGCAACAUGAGAGGUGAUCAGUUAGUUCGGGUCCAGGUUGAAAUUCCUAAGAGAUUGAGCAACGAAGAGCGAAAAAUCAUUGAGGAGCUUGCGGAUCUCAGCAAGGGCAAGACAGCUACCAGUAUGAGAUAGUUGCCUGGACGUCAUUGAGUAUCCAUAUAUUGUAUAUUAUUUAGCUCCAUCAACCAUUUUCUUCUUUUCACGGGUGUUGAAGGAGAAUGUAGCAAUCCGUGCUUGCUUGAAUUGCAGGAUGGGUAGGCGUUGCUACGAGCACUGGUAGGUUAAACCAAAAAAAAUCAUGUUUUGUUAUAAUUUUGUCGCGGAUUUUGAAUUUAUUUGAGAAGGGAUGUGAAAACAGAAGGUAAAAAUAGGAAAACUGGAGGUAUGCCCCACUUUGAUUUUGCUUUGGCUUGGAACCCUACACUUCACUGAUUAAUUAUUCUUUCAAGUUGAACUGUUAUUUGAGCUCAAAUGUAUUUUGCUUUAUACCUC